AUGACCCGCGACACGAACCCGGUGGAAUCGUCGUCUGAACUGCGUGAUGUCGACUUCCAGCCGAGCAGUCUCGUGCAUGCUUCGGUGACCAUUAUCCAUCCCCAGCUGCGUGACCUCAUUCUUCCCCUUGAGCGAGGUCAUAUCAUCUACCCUCAUGUGAUGACCCUGGAGUCGAUGCGAUGGGCGCCUCCUGAGAAGAUGUCACCGAGGGGAGAGGAUGGUCGCGACCUUCCUACACCGUCUCCGUGGGAGCGAUGCUACGAGGAAGCGAUGAGCGGCUUCUACACUGGUCGCCCGCCCCCCAGGAGUUCGAGUCCCGCGAAGCCGACGCCCACCACGCGCACUUUGUUCAAGCUGGAUUUCACGCCGACGUGCCUGACGACCAACGGCGCCUUCCUCGCUUGUGGCGGGCAGAAAGGCGAGUUGUUCAUGUCAGACCUUCCCCCCGGCACUGAGCAGACUGAGGCUAUGCAUGCUGAGCCCAUCAAGCCGUUCGUUCUCAAGCAGAGCCUCACGUCCCGCUCGAUCAACAAUGCGAUCACGAUCCUGCCCACGUUCCCGACCGGCUGGGCGCGGAGGCAGGCGGCCUGCAAACAACAAUAUGUCGGCUAUCAAAGGACGUCUGAGGAGCAAGACGACGAUGAUGUCGAGUCGGACAUCGACUCGGCUGAUUCUGACUCGGACGACAUGGAGGUCGACGACGAAGCAUCGCCCAACGUUGCGACGUACCCGAACUCGCUUCCGUUCGGUCACACCCCUCGCAUGUCGCAGGGACGACGGUCGUCCACCUCUUCCCACCACCACAUCCCUCAGGUUGUGACAUCGCGGGAAGGUAGUGUCGCCUCUGGACGCUCGGCGCGGAGUCGCAUGCACGAGCCGCGUAUCCUCGUUAGCAGCAACGACACCAGUGUUAAGAUGUUCAGCUUGCGGCAUGCUGAAGAUCUCGACCGCGAGCCUCCUUGGGAGAACACCCCUGCGACGAGCGCCCUUCGCCACACCGCCGAGGAUCCCCGUCCAUACGGUCGCCUUCUCGAUGCCGUGCGCUGGGGCUCGGCGGCGCACGGCAACGUGCCGCCUCCUCGCACGCUCUUUGGGUCGUCAUUCGGCUACGACUCGAUUGGACUGAAUGAAGGCAUUUUGUCGCAGAACCUCGGCAUUCCCGCGCGGCCGCAGUCUGCGCAGGCUUCCCGCCAACACCGCGAGCAGCGCACGUCGCGUGACCACCCGAGUCGUGCCGAGGAGGAGCUCCGCCUCCGCGACUCACGCUACCACGGCGAGUCAUGGCGCGGGUACUACAACCGUCAGCCUGCCGCCGAGCGCAUCGGCGCGUCUAACCCAUAUGCUCCGCACAUGCGUGCGACGCACCACCGGCUGUCGAACCAGCCGAGCGCGCAACGGAUCGAUGAGAACAUGGACCAGCGGCGCAUGGAAGAGUGCGAGCCGCGGCGUUUGUCUCGCAUCGGCGGGCAAAAGUUCCGCGUCGCCGUCAACCAUUCAUCGCUUUCUCCCGACCUGCGGACCAUGGUGACGGUGGGCGACUCGACCGACGUAUUCCUGUACGAGGUGAUCGACGGUGGGCGCGAAUUCCGGAAGAUUGGCGUGUACAACGGAGCGACCGACUCUGAGAGCGGCUGGGGCUUCUCGACGGCGUGGUCGAAGGAUGGGCGCAAGUUUGCCGUCGCGAGCCAAGACGGCCAAGUGACCGUUUGGGACCACCGCACCUCUCGUCCGCUCGCGACAUUCUUCAGCCAGCGCUCCGACCCCUCGGCUGACCCGCAACCUUCGGUCCAGCUCGGCGGCGACCACGUCGUAAGCAGCACGGGGCGGGAGGCGGCGCGCGUCGUGAAAUUCUCGCCCGAGGGAUCCUCGCGCGACUUACUCGUCUUUAGUGAAGACACGAGUAACAUUCACAUUGUCGACGCGCGGUCGUUCCAGGCCCACGUCGUGGUGCCUGUGCCGUGGUACCUUGACGAGUCGAGCCGGCCGCGCCACACUGCCCGUCGCAACGGCGUUGAGCAGGGCACGUUUGGUAUCUCGGGCGUCGCAUUCGAUCCUACUGGAGACUGGCUCUAUGCCGGUACCGAGCAGACGGUCGUCGAGUGGGAUCUACGCAGGUACGGCGGCGGAGAGGGCGGCAGCUGGUCCAUGGCGUAA
Messenger RNA from Trichosporon asahii var. asahii CBS 2479, 2154 nucleotides. RefSeq lists its product as uncharacterized. Lineage: Eukaryota; Fungi; Basidiomycota; Tremellomycetes; Trichosporonales; Trichosporonaceae. The record is from RefSeq and is a predicted model, not a curated record. Bases 1 to 2154 code for a protein of 717 amino acids. Gene Ontology annotation, molecular function: protein binding. The transcript is spliced from 4 exons.